CUCUGUAACGCUUCUGGGACCAUCGUUUGUACGGCAGCACACAGCGUCUUGGCCUCGGCAGCAGUGCGCGCCCCUUGCCUGCCUGUAUAACUGCCUCGCAACGUUUACCCUUCCCCCGGACUGUCACGCGAGACCUCGCGGGCCCCCCAUACAGAUCUCGCUGGCUGACGCCUCGCUCCCUCAGCCCAUCGCAUGACGUGCACGCCUCGGAAACGAGACAAUGCCGCUACCGGACGAGUCCCCUCAGACAAAGGUUUCGGCACUCAUCCAGAGAUGGCAACAGCAUGCGGAUCAGAACGAUGAUGCCGCAGCGCCGGCGCCAUCGCUGACGGCAACGACCACCGGAAGUGUGUCCAAGCUGCUGCUGCACCGUUCAUCUUCGCUUAGAUCCACCGCCAAUGGCUCUCUGAGCACGGAUAAGACUGCGCACCCGAAUUGGCCUGCCAACGACGAUGUAUUUGGGAAAGACCCCAACCCAGAUCUCGAGGCUGCAACCCCAAGCGCUGAGUCAAAUCAUCAGUCUGACCCUAACCAGAGCGGUGCUCGUUCAGCAUGUACUUCCCCCGAAAAUAAGGUGCGAGGCGAAGAUUAUGUACACUUGGCCUACCCCGUCAUGCGAGACCGCACGAAGCGCGAUGCUUCGCUCAAUGGCGACGGUGAUGCUAUAGAGAGCAGAGGCGCAGGAAAGGAGACAAUUCCAGUGCAAGCACAAGCCCAAGCACAGUCCUCUUCAUCAAUAUCUGUAUCAUCACGUGCAAAGUCAUAUCCGUCCAAGCAGCAACCCGCAGCAGCUUCAGCAGGCAAGAAAAGCAGCACCACCCUCACGGCCUCGUGCGCCAGAGCCCACAGCGUGGGCAGCAACUCUGCUCGGUUGCGGAAAACUGCACCCGCCGUGGCUGCUAAGGAGGACGCGGCAACUAUCGGCCGAUCGUGCUCAGGAGGCAAUAUGCGACCGGCCGCGUCGACCAGCACGCCACCCAAAGCGCAGGCUCAGCCCGGCAUCAGCACCAGCACAACCAAGAGUAGAAGUUGUAGCAUCAACAGCAUCCACAGCAGCAGCAGUAGCAGCAGCGUGCACGCCUCCACAGCAGCCAGCAGACAGCGCGCAAAGGAGACAAUGAUGGCCAUGCAGCAAAUCCGAUCAAAUACUUCGUCUUUGCAGCUUGGUUCUGCUGCUAGUGUUGCUGGUGAAAGGGUACCGUCCAAACGCAUCAAUUCGCAUUCCUCGCACUCGAAUGCGGCACAUACUAAAAGCACAUCUUGCACAAAGCCAAGUGCUCCCAAAGCACCUGGGAGGGCUUCAUCCGGCGUAAAAUCAGCCGCUACAGGCAAAAAAGCACUGCGCAGCAAUAGCGGCAGCAGCAGCACUAGCAGUUCCCAUUCCCCCCAAACAACCAAAAUCAUUCCCAUGCAUUCGCACUCAGCAACCUCAGAUGCUAGCGCCAACAGCAAAGGACCAACAACAACAGGAGCAGGAGCAGCAGCUUCGGCGUCGGAGCCCUCGAAUGACGUGGCAGCGGCAACAAGCGCGCACCCUGAGCUCAACCGUGCAACGGUUCCUGCAUUGGUUGUAAAGGGCAGUCAGCCGCUAAAGUCGGCAGAAGUCAAGCUGGGCAUCGACCCUACCAAAGCUGACACACAAGGUUGUGAAGAGACCGCUGUCAACGCUGAGUCAGCGAAAAGCACCACCUGAGCUAGAGCCGCCAGUGGCGAACCUGCAGAUCGACAAAUGACAAGCAUUCACGAAUCACAUAUCUGUUCGAGCACGCAAGAUACCACCAAGUGCAUCGAUUCCCAUACAAGCAAAAUGGUCUCUCUAACGUCAGUCAUUUCAGCUUCAUAUGAUGGCACCAUGAUGGAUUGUUGUAUGAUACGGUGAACCCGAAUACAUCGCAAAAGACUUGAGCUCGACAGUCCAAUAGACCGGCUGAUCCGUCUGCAACUUAACGAUGCCAUCUUCGUUGGCCAUAUGGUUGGAAGUGGAGAGCAGCCCUCCCAG
Messenger RNA from Tilletiaria anomala UBC 951, 1999 nucleotides. RefSeq lists its product as uncharacterized. Lineage: Eukaryota; Fungi; Basidiomycota; Exobasidiomycetes; Georgefischeriales; Tilletiariaceae. The transcript is spliced from 2 exons. Bases 221 to 1693 code for a protein of 490 amino acids. The record is from RefSeq and is a predicted model, not a curated record.